AUGUUUGCGGCCACUCAGUCUCGGCUGUCUGUCACUCGUCCGGGUGCAUGGGAGUCGCCAUCGAUACAGCUCGAGACGCAUUCGGAGCCCAGCAUUUUCGGCAUCAACGGUCCGCCCAGCUCGCCCUUUAUCUCCGAGAAAGAGCAAAGCAGAAUGGCUGGCCAGCCAUGGGCUGCGCCGCCGAGUGAUACGAACGAGAAUACAGUGGACAUCGGCGACACCAGUGCGGAGGCCGUCUGGCAUGAAAUGUUCGUGGAAGACAAGGAGAACAUGCAAGGGACGACACGCACAAUUUCACACAAGGCUACGUCGCAGAAGGUCGCACCAGCAAAACCGAAGACAACGACGACACCGCAGGGAGUGAGGAGCACGCCUACUGAAGCGUCGAUGACUAUCGAGCAACGAAGAGAUAGCCAUGACUCAGAUCUCAUGCCGCUGCCCUCCUCCACUCGGGAAACUCCAAGACAAGGAGAACAUAAACCAUGGCCACGCCGACUGAGUCAUUAUGCACGACCGGACAAGCGACGAGGGCGCUAUGACCCAGAUCUGAUGCCACCGCUUCCUUCCAGCCCGGAUUCCUCACGACAAGAAGAACAUGCAAGAGACGGCACACACUAUCCUCCACACGGUCAUGCCGCAGAAGGCCGCAGCAGCAACACCAGAGACAAAGGCGACAACGCAAGGAAAGAGCCUGCAUCCAACGCUUCGACCAGCAUGGUCCUCAAAACCUUCGUCACUGUCUUCCCGUCGAGACCCACGCCAGGCGCGCGGACGAAGAGCGCCAUCAGACCCCUACCCCGGACGGACACUCCGGCACGCUUUUCUGAUCGUUCAGCUGCUCAAUCCACACUGCCAGCUCAGCCAAACAGACUCGUCCACGUCCAGCAUCUCUCUACUCCGACUUUCGAUCUCAGUGCCAAUCACAUCGCAAUGACAACUCACCCGCGCAGCUCCGAGCCCUGCCCUCCGCAGCCGCAGCGGGAGCCGCGAGAGCCCGUUUGCUUCCUCCCGACAAUCGAGCCCAGAACGAUCGCUCAGUGGAGUCAUCCGCGUGGCUCCGAGCCUCGAUCUCCGCAGCGAAAGCCGGUUUGCUUCCUUGAUAUACUGGAGCCCAGAACGAUUCGCUUCGUGUUGAAUGGUGGAGAGCAAGGCUCUGGGGAAGUUGGCAGCUCGACAAGCAAUCGUGGUGCUACUCGUGAGGAGGACGAGACUCAACAAAUGGGCGUGCAGCCAAGCAAACGCCUCGGUCAUCUUCCGCCCGCCCAGUCCAGAUGGUGCCGCGAAAAGGGUAACCCCUGCACCCGUCAACUCCUCGCCACUGGAACCGUUCCGCCUUCUGACCACCAUGCCGACGAUUUCCGCUGUGACCAAUACCGUCCCCACUUCUGUCCCGACCGGAUCCGACGCUCUGCCAUCCUUGACCGUCCCGACGGGAGACAUUCCUGCCUCUCCGAGCGGAAUUCUAUCGUCGAAUGGCAAUGGUCUCCCAAGUUCAUUUCCUACCGGACCCGGAGCUUUGCCAUCACUUGCUUUGACGACGCUAGAGAUCAGUGCUGUGACCGCCACUACUCCGCACAAGCUGUUGAGCGACAUUCUGGAGGCGGAGUCAAGGCAUAUGCGAUGUUAUACAUUGUCGAGGUCUUUGAGCUCACAGCGCCCGAUGCACCCUUCCAACCUUCGCAAUAG
This is a messenger RNA of Zymoseptoria tritici IPO323, 1686 nucleotides long. RefSeq lists its product as uncharacterized. The record is from RefSeq and is a predicted model, not a curated record. NCBI's taxonomy places the organism in Eukaryota, Fungi, Ascomycota, Dothideomycetes, Mycosphaerellales, Mycosphaerellaceae. Bases 1 to 1686 code for a protein of 561 amino acids. The transcript has 5 exons.